AUGGUAGAGCGAAUCGAAUCGAAACAGAACAGAACACACAGCAAAUACAACCAUCAACAACGAGAACGAGAACGAAAACGAGUACAAGAACAAGAAGAAGAAGAACAACAGGAGCACAAACCGAAGGAGCAAGAGCAUAUUCGCGCACCACCCCUCCCAUCAUUCAGCAGCAGCAGCAGCAGUAGCAGCAUCAAUUCAUCUCCUAUAUACACGCGAACAGAGUCCUUUCUCUACUACUUUCGUCGGUGUAUCGAUCCGUACACAUCACCACCAUCAUCAUCACCAUCCUCGUCAUCGUCGUCAGCAGGACUUUACUUCUUCUCCCACCACAGUCGACAAGGUAGUAGCAGUAGCAGUAGUAGCAGCAGCAGCUCUAGCAGCACAGCACAGAACAAGCAGAAGCAGCAUCACCAGCAUCAGCAUCGAAAAGGAGGUUCGGGUCGCAGGCGGGGGCACAAAAAAGUUGCUAUAUUCAAAAAGGACAUCAUCGCACUUCCAGGCAGCUGUGCCUUGGUGAGGCCAUAA
This is a messenger RNA of Eupeodes corollae, 525 nucleotides long. RefSeq names its product vitellogenin-A2-like. The transcript is spliced from 3 exons. Bases 1 to 525 code for a protein of 174 amino acids. Lineage: Eukaryota; Metazoa; Arthropoda; Insecta; Diptera; Syrphidae. The record is from RefSeq and is a predicted model, not a curated record.